Acytostelium subglobosum LB1 is the source of this 2193-nucleotide messenger RNA. RefSeq lists its product as hypothetical. NCBI's taxonomy places the organism in Eukaryota, Evosea, Eumycetozoa, Acytosteliales, Acytosteliaceae. The record is from RefSeq and is a predicted model, not a curated record. The coding region runs from base 1 to 2193 and encodes 730 amino acids. The transcript has 3 exons.
AUGCGACCACUCGAUGUCUACAUGGCUACCCCGCGCCACAAGUCAAUGAUCAAGGCAAUCCCAACAUUGAAACGUGAUGACAAGUUGGACACAUGGAUAUCAAAGAUCGAGAACCCAUUGAUACCCGAAUCACUUUGGUUGGAUGUCGCACUAUAUAAACUUUCUGAUGAGGUCUUGGAGUCAAUGAUCAAGGCAGAGUUCAAGGUCAACAGUUGGGAAGUGUUGAAGGACUCGUUGAAGCGGGUGACACGACCACCAUCAGUAUUGACUCAAGAUCACUCAAAGAGAGUAGCAUGUUCAUGCUUAAAGACUGGCGUCUCAGUGGACUCUUUCAAUCGAUACUUCAAUUCACAGUUGGACAAGUCAUGUCUGACGAGAUGUACAUCGACAGACUUCUAUCGACUUGCGAUGCCACCUGGUGUUCGAUCAGAUCCAUUGUUCUCCAACCCUACCAACACAUUCAGUCAACUACAAUCUCGCGCACAAGUUCUUUACAAAGAUCACAACAAACUAUUUGACAACUUUUAUGGAUAUGAUCGUGAUGGCAAUCCCAUCACAGUGCCAUGUCGCGAACAAGAACAUGUUACAAACAACAAGAGGAAGGUCAACACAGAUGAUCAUUGUUCAAAGAAGGUCAAGGUAGCAAGUCCCGUUCGACAACGACAACAUCAACAACGACUGCAAACAUUGGAUACAAAGGAUUUGGAUGGUGGAUCUUCAAAUCCUUUCUCAUAUCCAGAGCAUAGAGGAUUCGGUAUAACGAUAGCACCUUGUGGAGAUAUGUUCUGGUUGGUACAUAAGAGGUUUGGUCCAGUUGGUGAUCCUCAUCAUACCGUCGUGGUCAUCAAUGGUCAACCAGUAUCACCGUUAUCAAUCACCAAGACAAGUCUUGGACAAGAGAUGCUUGUUAUCGUCCCACCCGAUACUCCACGAGGAGUAGAUGUAGACAUAUAUUUGUUCAGAUUGUUGAAUGACGAUAGUCAUACACAACAACAAGUGUCAUCAUCACUGGACUCUUGGUGCCUGGCAUUGACUUGUAAACAGUUAUUGAAUGCAACCAAUGUUGUCUUUAAACAGACUGUGAAACAACAGAAUGAACAACGCCAAUACGAAUACUCAAAUCCAAAGACAAUGUCAAUCAGAGAGAGCUAUCAAUCUGAAUCUGACAUGCCCACUAUCCCAUUUUCAGUAACUUCAAUUGAUGUUUACUCUGGCACCGGUGAAGGUACCAGACAUCAAGCUAGCCUACUGCACAGCCUGCCGCCAUCAGUGACAUCAUUGGUACUGUACUCUCACAACAAACCAAUUGAUCGUCAACUACCCUCGUCAUUGCUAUCAAUGACGAUUGGUGGUGACCAUCCAUACGAUCAUCCCAUCAAAGGUAUACUCCCUGGGGCACUCACAUCAUUGACUCUGGGUAUCAAGUUCUAUCAAUCGAUCAAAGGAGCACUGCCAUCUUCUUUGACAUCACUGACCUUGGGCCCAAUCACUGAGAGUCUUGCUGGAUCACUUCCAGAAUCACUCACUUAUCUAUCUCUGAACAGUCAUCUCGAUGAUGAACCCGAGUUCAUUAGGGAAGCGUUUUCACCUGGUCCCGGAGCACUGCCACAAAGUCUGCGAUCACUGAGCAUUGGUAAUUGGUUUAACUAUAACAUUGAUACACUGCCACAAGGCCUGACCUCGCUUACCUUUGGUGAUUGCUUCAAUAGUCCACUCCCAAGCCCGCUCCCACCAUCAUUGGUCACGCUUGAGCUUGGUUGCGACUUUAACCAUCCCAUCGACCAAGUGCUACCUCAUUCAAUCACCUCACUUCGUUUUGGCACCUAUUUCAAUCAGGUGCUGAUCAGGCCACUCCCAGACUCUUUGACAUCACUACACCUUGGCCAUUAUUUCAGCCAAACGAUCGAGCCACUACCUUCAUCCUUGACAUCAUUGCGUUUGGGUGAGAGGACACUUGCAUUGGUCUUGCCUCUGCCACCAUCACUCACCACACUGCGAGUUGGCGAGGAUAACUGGCGCAUCCCACCAUCACAAAGUAAAAGUUGUCUAAAGACAAUAACAUUCUCAUCAAACGCAUGGUUGGAUUGUGUUGUUAAAGGAGAUGAAGAUGUACAUGCACAUUAUCCCGAGAACAUAGUUAUCGAGUAUCUUACACAGAAAAUCAUGAUGAGGUGGAAGCAGUUGUCAAACUAG